AUGGCAACAACAUCGUAUACUUCCUCGGCUGGAACAUUUAUGUUUCACGCUCGUCCGACUGUUUUUGAACAUCCGAUUACAUAUAAUCUUCCGUCAACGAAUAACUCAACAACCACAACUACUAACAAAUUGGAGAAAAACGACUUCUCUCAGUACUAUAUUACACUUGAAGCGCGCACAACGAUUCAUAAAUCAGCCAAAGGACCAAUUUCAGUCGCCGAAUGUGAACCGCAAGGAAAAUACAUUAUCGUUGAAAAUACGAGUCGUUCGAAAAGCAUCGCACUGUCGGGUUGGACUCUACAACAAGAAAAUGAUAAUGGCGAGCUUCUCACAUACUCAUUUCCUGAAAAUUGUCUCUUAAGAUCGAACCAAUCAAUAAAAAUUCUUUCAAAAUCAAAUGAAACAGAACGAAGAAAUGGCGAUCUUAUUGCUUCAUUAUUGUCUUCAUGGCAUACGAGUUCAAAUGUAGUUACAAAAUUAAUCAAUGCCGAUGGCAAGGUAAAACAUAAACACUCCACAUUUAAUCAAUGUUAG
Messenger RNA from Adineta ricciae, 534 nucleotides. The record is from the annotation of a GenBank genome assembly. Lineage: Eukaryota; Metazoa; Rotifera; Eurotatoria; Adinetida; Adinetidae.